Cannabis sativa is the source of this 964-nucleotide messenger RNA. RefSeq lists its product as uncharacterized. The transcript has 4 exons. Gene Ontology annotation, cellular component: cis-Golgi network; TRAPP complex; trans-Golgi network. Bases 108 to 635 code for a protein of 175 amino acids. Gene Ontology annotation, biological process: regulation of GTPase activity; endoplasmic reticulum to Golgi vesicle-mediated transport. NCBI's taxonomy places the organism in Eukaryota, Viridiplantae, Streptophyta, Magnoliopsida, Rosales, Cannabaceae. The record is from RefSeq and is a predicted model, not a curated record.
UUUUGGACUUAAACUAGAAAGCCCAUUUCUCAUGGCCGGAAAGAGCAGAUCAGAUCAUCUUCUUCAUUUUAGAAAGAGAAAACACAGCAGAGUAGAGGAGAGAGAGAAUGGGGAGAGAAGUCUCAGAGAGCUGCGUGGAUAGUCUACUGACGGAGAUGGUUUCAACCUACUCCAACCGAUUCUACGCCAAUAAGCCUGAUCUCGCCGCCCAUAGUAUCGAGGCCAUUGGUUACCAGGUCGGCCUUCAGCUCUCUGAACGGUACACCAUGGAUCGGUCUCGCUUCGGUGAUCAUCUAGAGGCUAUCAAAUUCAUCUGUAAGGACUUCUGGUCUGAACUUUUUAAGAAACAGAUUGAUAACUUGAAGACCAAUCAUAGGGGUACAUUUGUAUUGCAAGAUACUCGGUUUCGCUGGCUUUCUAGGAUGUCGAUCGAGCCCUCCGAAAAUGGAGAUGUACCUCAUAAUAAUCCUGAGGCUGUGACUGAGAACAAGAGCACACAAGUUACAAGGAUGCAUCUCAAUUUCCCGUGUGGAAUCAUAAGGGGAGCUCUUUCUAACUUGGGAAUUCCUUGUGCUGUAUCUGCUGAUAUAACCAAUCUUCCAGCUUGCUCAUUCGUGGUUCGUAUAAAGGUCUAAUCAACACUUCAUCAGAAAAUUGACCUUGUAAGAUUGGUGCAAGAGUUAAAAUCAUUUGUAAAGGUUCUAAUGAUGCACACUGUACCUUUCAAGACAUAUGGUGGGAGCUCGAGGGAAAUGUGAAGAAACUGAUAAUGCAUUUGCUCUGCUUUGGAUUUGAAAGCUUAGCCUUACACCGUAAUCUUUACGGUUCUGUUUUUCCUUUUUACAUUUUGUUUCUGUGUUUGGUAUUGUUAGAUAUGAAUAUCAUAAAGAAAUCGUGCUUUUGGAACUGAUGUGAACUUAACCGUAUAUGACAAUCAAUCCAUCCCUUUUACCUCUGAAGGAAA